UCCUGCGCAGACCAGUUGGUUCGUUUGGCCGAGGACAUAAUUAUACAUAUAUAAUAAUAUUAACUUUAUUUAUAUAAUUAUAAUUACAUAAGUAUAAUUUUGCAAACUGAUAAGUGAAUAGUAUUGUGGAAAGAAGAUUAGUGUGACAAUUUUAACAAUAUUAUUUUUAUAUAACUAAACACGAUGGCGAUGGUCCAGCAAGCUAUGCAAGGAUACCAAUAUGUAUUUCACGAAUUAUCUGACCCUCGGACAAAGGACUGGUGGCUAGUAUCAAGCCCUGGCACUCUUCUCACAAUACUGGCAACAUACCUCUACUUCUGCACAAAGGCUGGACCACGAUACAUGAAGGAUAAGAAGCCUUACAGUCUAAAAGGAGUUGUGAUGGUCUACAAUGUUUUUCAAAUCAUUCUCAGUCUAUUCAUGUCUGUUAUUGGCUUCACUUUCUUCUUAACUGAGAGUUACAAGAACAAAUGCUAUUCAGUGGAUUACUCGGAGAACCCUAGAGCAAUGCUGUGGGCGACAGGUACUUGGUGGUUCUUCUUCGCCAAGAUCACAGAACUGUUGGACACAGUCUUCUUCGUGCUGCGAAAGAAGGACAGACAGAUCUCCUUUCUCCAUCUUUACCAUCAUACUGUUAUGCCCGUCAUUGGAUGGAUUGGAGUCAAGUAUGCUGCAGGAGGACAAGCCAUUCCCGAGGGUUGCAUCAACGCGAUAAUCCACGUGUUUAUGUACACUUACUACCUCAUCUCCGGCCUUGGACCCGAGUACCAGAAGUACCUGUGGUGGAAGAAGCAUCUUACUAGUAUGCAGCUGAUCCAGUUCUGCAUCAUCGUGUUCUUAAACGUCAACAGUCUAUCUUCAAGCAGCUGCAACUAUCCUAAAUACCUAAGCAUCUUUGUCAUGAUGAACUGCUUCGCUUUCUUCUAUAUGUUUGGAAAGUUCUACUACAACAGCUACAUGCAAGGAACCAAAAAACAUUUCGUGCCCAUCUGUCAAAAGUCACAAUGAACAUUCUUCUGCUUUGAAAGUUAUAGCAUAAUUGAGGGUAACGGUGGUAGUGUUUCUAUUUCGCACUUUAUUGCUCCUCCGUUCUUGUUUUAUAAUCGACCAUAAAAUUAAGAGUUUAAGUAUUAAACUCAUUUGUACAUCACAAUUUUGACUAGGUUUAUUUUUCCUUACCGAUAUGUGAUACUUUUGUAUUGUUAUAAUAAUUAUGGAGCCUAACUCUUAUAGGUGAUUGUUUUUAAGGUCCAUUGUUGCAAUAUUGGUUUACUUUAAUAUCAACUUAAUGUCUUCUCUAUAAAGUUGGUUAUUGAAGUUAAAUGACUAGCUCGAUUCGCUUUAUUUAUAAAGUGCCUGUACAUAUCUACUUUCAUAUUUCCUGUUGCUAAACUGCAUCUUAGUGUAGAAAUUAUCAAUAACUUUAUUUCUAUAAUAUAUUAGAAUUAUGUAAAUAAUAAAUAUUAUUUAAACAGUAA
Spodoptera frugiperda (fall armyworm) is the source of this 1478-nucleotide messenger RNA. RefSeq names its product elongation of very long chain fatty acids protein AAEL008004-like. The transcript has 6 exons. The record is from RefSeq and is a predicted model, not a curated record. Gene Ontology annotation, molecular function: fatty acid elongase activity. Gene Ontology annotation, biological process: fatty acid elongation, saturated fatty acid; fatty acid elongation, polyunsaturated fatty acid; sphingolipid biosynthetic process. Lineage: Eukaryota; Metazoa; Arthropoda; Insecta; Lepidoptera; Noctuidae. The coding region runs from base 184 to 1008 and encodes 274 amino acids. Gene Ontology annotation, cellular component: endoplasmic reticulum membrane.